Talaromyces atroroseus is the source of this 1542-nucleotide messenger RNA. RefSeq lists its product as hypothetical. Gene Ontology annotation, biological process: transmembrane transport. Lineage: Eukaryota; Fungi; Ascomycota; Eurotiomycetes; Eurotiales; Trichocomaceae. The transcript has 2 exons. Gene Ontology annotation, molecular function: transmembrane transporter activity. Gene Ontology annotation, cellular component: plasma membrane; fungal-type vacuole membrane. The coding region runs from base 1 to 1542 and encodes 513 amino acids. The record is from RefSeq and is a predicted model, not a curated record.
AUGGAGAAGCAGUCGACCGGGUCUGUCAAUGUCGAUGGUUCCGAGCCAUCACCAUCUGGCCUGGAAAGCCAAACAUCUGAUGCCAUGAAGCCCACCACUGGGGGUGUGUUUGCCAGGCUAAAUAAGAGUAUUACCUCCAUCAGGUUUCUUGAAGCUCGUGGCAUCGAACGUGUGCCUGAGUCCGAGCGGCACAACCUUGCUGCUGCCGAUUACGUACAGAUGGCUCUACUUUGGUUCAGUACAAACAUCACUGCCAACAACAUUGCAGUUGGUAUGCUCGGUCCGCUUGAUUAUGGCUUGAGUUUUGUCGAUUCCGCUCUCUGUGCCACUUUUGGAGCGCUUCUCGGUGCAGCUGGUGCGGCGUAUAUGGGAACAUGGGGUCCGGUCAGCGGUAACCGUACGAUGGUCAUUGCGCGAUACUUUAUGGGCUACUACCCCAGCAAGAUCUGUGCCCUUCUUAACAUUGUUAUUAUGCUGGGAUAUGGAAUGAUUGACUGCCUCGUUGGUGGUCAGAUUCUCUCAGCCGUCGCCGGCGGGAGUAUGUCUGUUGUUGUGGGCACCAUAAUUGUGGCGAUAAUCACCUGGAUUGUUGUCAUUUUUGGCAUGUCUAUCUUCCACGCCUACGAAAGAUGGGCUUGGCUACCACAGAUUAUUGCGCUCUUUGUCCUCGUUGGUUCUGCAGGGCCUAAAUUCGAUACCAACAUUGCCUCCGUAGGCGAUACAAGAGACAUUGCCGGCAACCGUCUGUCAUUUUUCUCUCUUUGUCUCUCCUCUGCCGUUGCCUGGGCACCCGCCGGUGCAGACUAUUAUGUUUACUACCCCCCGACUACAAAAAAAUGGAUUACCUUCACCAUGAGCUUUCUCGGAAUCGGCCUUGCCUUGGUAUUUGCCAAUCUACUUGGUGUUGGCCUUGGCUCCGGUACUUAUAUCAAUGCCGAUUGGGCUGCUGCCAACGAUGUCUCGUCUGGUGCUCUGGUCGUGCAAGGCUACAACGGUUUGGGUGGCUUCGGGAAGUUCCUCAGUGUUCUUAUUUCUCUUGGUCUCAUUGCGAACAACAUUCCUGGCACUUACUCUGCCACGCUUGGUUUUCAAACUCUUGGGCGCUAUGGAUUGGCACUUCCCCGUUGGUUUUGGACUUGUGUGGGCGUCAUUAUUUAUACUGCGUGUGCCUUGGGUGGACGCAAUCAUCUUUAUGAAAUCUUCGAGAACUUUCUAGCUUUGAUGGGCUACUGGGUUACCAUUUUCCUAGUUAUCGUGCUUGAAGAACACAUGAUAUUUCGCUGGGGCAAGAUUGCCCCCGCGUUUGAUUGGUCUAUGUGGGCAGACCGCAGCAAGCUGCCCCUCGGCCUUGCUGCUUUCACUGCAUUCGUGGUCGGAUGGGUCGGUAGUGUCUUGUGUAUGUACCAGAUAUACUAUGUCGGGCCCAUCGCCAAGUUGGCCAGCCCCGAGGGUGCCGAUUUGGGCAUUUGGGUAGGAUGCUCCUGGGCUAUGCUUGUCUUUCCACCCCUCAGGUGGCUAGAACUGAAGAAGUUUGGCCGGUGA